UCCGCGGUGCCCGCCCCGCCCCGGGCCCGCCCCCCACCUUCCCAGCAUAAAAACGCGGGCUCCCGGCCCUCCGCUGAGACGAAAUUUCCCGUCCCGGCGGCUCCGGUUCCAGCGGCGCAGGGCUUCGCGGUUUCGCUUUCCCGGCGCGUCCCUCCAGCGGCGGUGCCCGUCUCCAGGGUCCAGCCUGCGCACCCCAGGCCGGACGCUGGCCCAACACCUGUGACUGCACGUGUGCGCGCCGCCACCCGCGCUCACAGCCCGGCCACCUUCGCCGAGAAACCCGCACCGCGGCACCGUCGUGGCCAUAAGCCCUCCACCCACAUCUGUGACCCCCGCACCUGUGCCAGCGGGGCCACACCUGUGACGCCGGCCACGCGCCUGUGGCCGCCCACGAGCAGCCCUUCCCUCCCCGGUGGGAACGCCUGCUUGCCACCCCUGACCACAGCCCCUCGCGGCGGGAGCCAUGGCCGCUGACCCCGAGAGGGGGGCCCCGCGCGUGCUGUUCGCAGACUGGCUCCUGGGCGAGGUCAGCAGCGGCCGCUACGAGGGGCUGCGGUGGCUGGACGCCGACCGCACUCGCUUCCGCGUGCCCUGGAAGCACUUCGCGCGGAAGGACCUGGGCGAGGCUGAUGCCGGCAUCUUCAAGGCCUGGGCGCUGGCGCGCGGCAGGUGGCCGCCCAGCAGCGGCGCAGGUGACCUGCAGGCCCCCGAGGGCCAGCUCCUGGCGGCCUGGAAAACCAACUUCCGCUGUGCUCUGCGCAGCACCAAGCGCUUCCUGAUGCUGCACGACAACUCGGGAGACCCCACCGACCCGCACAAAGUGUUCACGCUCAGCUCCGAGGAGGGGUGCGGAGGAAGCCCAGGCACUGACCAGGGGGACCACAAGGCUCUUGAAGAUGCCCCACCCGCCAGGGGGGCGCUCCCUGGGCCAUGCCUGGCAGGAGAUGCUGGCUCGAGUCCUGGGCCUGGACCAGCCAGGUGGAGCCCGGUGCCCGGCGCGCCCAGCCCCCUUGUGAGCCUGGCUGCCUGCACCAAGGACCUCCUGGUGGAGGCCCUGCAGCAGAGCCACCUGGAGCAAGUGCUGGAGGCUCAAGCCGCGGCCCCAGUCCUUCCGGCGGCCUGUGGUGAGGGGCUGCGGUGCCAUGCCAAGGGGAGGGGCGGUCCAACCCGGAUGGUGCCGGCCAGUGAAGCCAGUACAGCUGUCCCCCUGCCGCCCUCAGGCCCAGAGCUGCCUACCGGGCAACUGGAACUUCCAUGGGCUGUGGAGGCCCCCAGACCCAGGUCACAGCCCCAGGCCCAGAUGACAGACGCAGGUCCAGCCCCCGAGGCCUGGCAGCCCCCACCUGAGGUGGAGCCCUGCACCCCACUGGCGGGGGCCCCCUACCCGCAGCUCGGCCUGCAUGCAGAGCCCAGCCUGGGGGCCCUGCACGUGACCAUCAUGUACAAGGGCCGCACGGUGCUGCAGGAGGCAGUCGGGCGCCCCAGCUGCGUGCUCCUGUACGGCCCCCCUGGCUUUGCUAUGCAGGCCCCGGAGGCCCAGCUGGUGGCCUUCCCCUGCCCCGCCCAGCUCCCCGACCAGAAGCAGCUCCACUACACGGAGAAGCUGCUCCAGCACGUAGCCCCCGGCCUGCGGCUCCAGCUCCGCAGGACUGGGCUCUGGGCCCAGCGCCUGGGCAAAUGUAAGGUCUACUGGGAGGUGGGCAGCCACCUGGGCUCCGACAGCCCCUCAGCCCCCGCCUGCCUGCUGGAGCGGAACCGUGACACCUGCAUAUUCGACUUUGGCACCUUCUUCCGAGAGCUGAUGGAAUUCCAGGCCCGCAGGCGCCGGGACUCCCCACACUACACCGUCUACCUGGGCUUUGGGCAGGACCUGUCGGCCGGGAGGCCCAAGGAGAGGAACCUGGUCCUGGUGAAGCUGGAGCCCUGGCUGUGCCAGGCAUCCCUGGAGCGCGUGCAGCGGGAGGGCGCCUCCUCCCUGGACAGCAGCAGCCUGGGCCUCUGCCUGUCCAGCUUCAACAGCCUGUAUGAGGACCUGGAGCACUUCCUGGAUUACUUCAUGGAGGUGGAGCAGCCAGCCUAGGCCGCCCCGGGCCGCCCCGACCCAAUAAAGAGCUAUGAGCUGG
This is a messenger RNA of Myotis daubentonii (Daubenton's bat), 2123 nucleotides long. RefSeq names its product interferon regulatory factor 7 (gene IRF7). Gene Ontology annotation, cellular component: nucleus. Lineage: Eukaryota; Metazoa; Chordata; Mammalia; Chiroptera; Vespertilionidae. The record is from RefSeq and is a predicted model, not a curated record. Gene Ontology annotation, biological process: immune system process; regulation of transcription by RNA polymerase II. Gene Ontology annotation, molecular function: protein binding; DNA-binding transcription factor activity, RNA polymerase II-specific; RNA polymerase II cis-regulatory region sequence-specific DNA binding.